This is a messenger RNA of Saccharomyces eubayanus, 1395 nucleotides long. RefSeq names its product RBR-type E3 ubiquitin transferase (gene ITT1). Gene Ontology annotation, biological process: positive regulation of proteasomal ubiquitin-dependent protein catabolic process; ubiquitin-dependent protein catabolic process; protein polyubiquitination. Gene Ontology annotation, cellular component: cytoplasm; ubiquitin ligase complex. The record is from RefSeq and is a predicted model, not a curated record. The transcript has a single exon. Bases 1 to 1395 code for a protein of 464 amino acids. Lineage: Eukaryota; Fungi; Ascomycota; Saccharomycetes; Saccharomycetales; Saccharomycetaceae. Gene Ontology annotation, molecular function: ubiquitin protein ligase activity; ubiquitin conjugating enzyme binding; zinc ion binding.
AUGGCUGUGACUCAGUUUGAAGAAGAUUUGGGAUUAUUAAAAGAUAUGUACCCGGAGCUGGAUAUGAAGUUGGAGAGAGGGAAUAACAGUACUGAAUUUCCGCACCUAAUGAGUGGUGAGUUGCCGUUCAAGAUAUCCCUAUUAAACGAUAUAAGUAUUAAGUUCGGCGAGCAAGAUUUGCUACUAUCAAAUUUGUCUAAUGAAUGUCUAGAGUUUACAAUAUAUUACCGUCGAUAUCCAGACAUUCGACAGUGUGUUAUUAUGGACGUCAAAUCAUUGUGGAUGUCAGUGGACGAAAAGAAGAUGCUGAUCGAUAAAGUGUUAGAACUUGUAGAAGAGACUGUAGACACGAAAGCGGAGUUUGAGGAUUCGUUUACAUCAAUUCUAAUUCUGAUCUUCGGAUUCUUUAUAGAUGACACAGCUAGAAUACUGUUUCCUGGUAAUGUAAAAAAAUGUGUGACCCAGGAACAGUAUGAAAUAUUCAAGGAGAUAAGUGAAAAAGCUACCCUUGAAAAAAUAAGUAGGUCUAACUACCACUGCUGCAUUUGUAUGGAGAUGGAAAAGGGUAUCAGAAUGAUAAAAUUACCAUGCCAGAAUAAAGAUGCAGAUCACUUUCUUUGCAGGAAAUGUGCUAAAUCUUAUUUUACUGCAAUGAUUGAAGAAGGCCGAAUAUUAAGCGUGAGAUGUCCAGAAUGUGAAUAUACGGAACUAAAAUUGGAUAAUUUUAAAAACUAUGCAAAGAUGAUAAAAAUUCUAUUUACGCCUUUGAUUCCAGCUUCCUUUUUAAGAAAGCUCAUUGACACAGAACUAUGUGAAAGAUAUGAGAGACUUUUUCAUAACCAGGCAGCUACAAAACUUUCAAAGCAUUGUCCGUACGCUUGCGUUACAUGCCGAAGGUGUGACCAAUGGUGCAUAAAGGAGGACCUUGACGAUACUAUGGUUCAGUGUCAAAAAUGCCAUUUUGUAUUUUGUUUUGAUUGUUUGCAUGCCUGGCAUGGUUAUAACAAUAAAUGCGGUAAGAAAGUUACAAUCUCAAGAUGCAUUAUCGAAGAGUAUAUAAACGAUACUGAUACUUCGAUCGAAAGAAAACGUGAACUGGAAGUUAAAUAUGGAAGGAGAGUGUUAGAAUUGGAAGCCAAUGACUAUAUUGCUGACGAGAUGUUGAAUUUGGCCAUUGAAGAGGAAGGCUCGAACUUACAAAGGUGCCCUAAAUGUAGAGUGGUUGUGGAGAGGAGUGAAGGCUGCAAUAAAAUGAAAUGCGGAGUGUGUGGAACAUUAUUCUGUUUUAUUUGCGGAGACUUGCUUUAUCCCGAUGACCCCUACGAACAUUUCAGAGAAAGAUUUUCAGGUUGUUACGGACGAUUAUUUGAGGGUAUGCCCGGUGCAGAAACUUGA